Orycteropus afer afer is the source of this 495-nucleotide messenger RNA. It is a transcript of the gene CD247, whose product is annotated as CD247 molecule. Gene Ontology annotation, cellular component: membrane. Gene Ontology annotation, biological process: cell surface receptor signaling pathway. Gene Ontology annotation, molecular function: transmembrane signaling receptor activity. The coding region runs from base 1 to 495 and encodes 164 amino acids. The record is from RefSeq and is a predicted model, not a curated record. The transcript has 8 exons. Lineage: Eukaryota; Metazoa; Chordata; Mammalia; Tubulidentata; Orycteropodidae.
AUGAAGUGGAAGGCGCUUGUUAUUGCGGCCGUCCUGCAGGCACAGUUCCCAAUUACAGAGGCACAGAGCUUUGGCCUGCUGGACCCCAAACUCUGCUACUUGCUGGACGGGAUCCUCUUCAUCUACGGCGUCGUUGUCACUGCCCUGUUCCUGAGAGCCAAGGUGGGCAGCAGCGCAGACGUGCCCGCUUACCAGCAGGGCUCUAACCAGGUGUACAAUGAGCUCAAUUUAGGAAGAAGAGAGGAGUACGAUGUUUUGGAUAAGAUGCGGGCCCGGGACCCUGAGAUGGGAGAGAAACAACAGAGGAGAAAGAACCCUCAGGAAGGCGUGUAUAAUGCACUGCAGAAAAACAAGAUGGCAGAGGCCUACAGUGAGAUUGGGAUGAAGGGCGAGCGGCGGAGAGGCAAAGGGCACGAUGGUCUCUAUCAGGGGCUCAGUAAGGCCACCAAAGACACCUAUGAUGCCCUCCACAUGCAGGCCCUGCCCCCUCGCUAA